UUCCAGUAUUACACAGGCUUGUCACCAGACUUUACACAAUGGCAACCACCAAUGCACAACCUGUGUAUGGAGACGUCUCUCCACUACCAUCAGGACUAAAGACUGUGACUACUUUUCCAGAUUUCCUCAUGCUACUUGAAUUUGUAUUUGGUGGUCUAGUGUGGAUUUUGGUAGCUUCAUCUACAUUGUCUUCUGGUUCACUACUUCAAGGAUGGGUCAUGUUUGUUUCUGUGACUUUAUUUGUAUGUACGACCAUUCUUCUAAUCUUGUCCCUUGUGGGAGCUCACGGAGGAAGAUCUACAUGGACAACCCUGGAUGCCUUUUAUCAUUAUGCUGCUUCUUUGAUGUACCUCAGUGCAUCGGUGAUCCAGGCCGUUGCAACAAUUGUUGCAAAAAAUGAAGUGUUCACCACCAGGUUUUAUCAAGAGAACAUUGCAGCAGUGGUGUUUUCCUUUCUUGUCACACUGGUGUAUGUGAUCCACGCUGUGGCCUCACUAAUAAGAUGGAAGAGAUCGCCUUAAAUCAACAAAACCCACUGAAAAAAGUCAAAAGAUCCAAGAAGCAACGACAUGCAGUACUUGGAAAUGUUCUUUUAAAAGCACAGACUACACCUCAAUAAGAGUCUCCAACAUUUGCUGACAGCAUGUACUAUGUCCUGUACAUAUGUAGCAUAAACACAUUUACUUUGGGCUUUUAUUUUGGAAUUUACUGUCUUCUUAAAUCAAUGCAAUAAAACAGACACGUAAAAGAAAAAUGUUAUAUAACGUGCCACCAAUACAGUUUACUUUAGUAUAUAAA
This is a messenger RNA of Bufo bufo (common toad), 798 nucleotides long. It is a transcript of the gene MAL, whose product is annotated as mal, T cell differentiation protein. Gene Ontology annotation, cellular component: membrane. The coding region runs from base 39 to 521 and encodes 160 amino acids. NCBI's taxonomy places the organism in Eukaryota, Metazoa, Chordata, Amphibia, Anura, Bufonidae. Gene Ontology annotation, biological process: myelination. The transcript has 4 exons. The record is from RefSeq and is a predicted model, not a curated record. Gene Ontology annotation, molecular function: structural constituent of myelin sheath.